AUGUUGCAGUUGGUGGUGCUUUUGUUGGUGUUCACACCUAUGUUGGUGUCCAAGGAUUUACGUACCAAGCGCAUGCAAGACGCCGCAGAGGUGCCCAAUACUGCAGCGCCGUAUAUGGCGUCGCUGCACGUCACUUUCAAGUCGGGUGAGAAGUUUGUGUGCGGCGGAUCCAUCAUCACAGUAAGGGCCAUACUCACCGCUGCGCAUUGCUUAAAGAAGGAUCUGAAACCGACGCAACUGAGAGCGGUCGUCGGAACUGAACAGCUAGACUCCGGUGGCCAGUCCUACGGGAUCGACAAAAUAGUGUCCCAUGAGAAAUAUCUCGAAGGAGACUCCAAUGCAAACGAUAUAGCGAUUAUGUUCACUGAUAAGGAUAUACAGUUCAGUGAUAGAGUGCAACCUGUAGAGCUGAACGAUGAGCCCCCGAAGGUGGGAGAGGAGUUGAGGGUCUCGGGAUGGGGCGAGAUUUACGAGGAUGGGCCGUUAUCGAACGACCUAUUGGAGCUGAGAGUGAAGGUAGUCCGUUGCCCAAAAGGCGUAGCGGAAUACUCAGACACCAUGAUCUGUGCCAAACCCGGGCCAGGACAAGGCAUUUGCUCGGGUGAUUCUGGUGGACCUUUGGUUGACUUAAAAGGUGAAAGACAGGUAGGAAUCGUAUCGGCUGGGCCUACGCCGUGUGCUACAGGAUUUCCAGACCAGUAUACAAGUGUACACGCCCUUUUACCUUGGAUAAAGAAGACAUUGCUUGAUAAUGAUCAUGAUAGUAAUGAUUACGAUGGCAACGAAUCUCUUGAUAAUGAUAAACAAGAUCAACAGAAUACUACUGAUGCUUACGAUGACGAUGAUUCUCGCGAUGAUGACAAUGAUGAACAAGAUCCACAGGAUAGAACUGAUGAAUAUGAUAACGACAAUGAUAGUGUUGACAAUGAAUCUUGCGAAAAAAAAACUUAA
Aricia agestis (brown argus) is the source of this 951-nucleotide messenger RNA. Its product is annotated as chymotrypsin-2-like. Gene Ontology annotation, biological process: proteolysis. The record is from RefSeq and is a predicted model, not a curated record. Gene Ontology annotation, molecular function: serine-type endopeptidase activity. The coding region runs from base 1 to 951 and encodes 316 amino acids. Lineage: Eukaryota; Metazoa; Arthropoda; Insecta; Lepidoptera; Lycaenidae. The transcript is spliced from 6 exons.